ACUGCAACAGCAACAACAGCAACAGCAACAAGAACAAUUGCAAUUGCGAUUGCAACUUAAUUGGCGCGCGUGUCAAAGAGCAUCUGCUACUCAGAAGUGAAUCCACAGAAACAAAGAACAAAAAACUGAACAUAUCUCUUGUCCAAGGAACGCUAUCUGAUAGCAGGAGUAAAAACGAUGGCAAACGAACCGCAGAUGCAACCUCAAAUGCUGGUCGUGGCGUUGCUAGCAAUGAGCGCAGCGCUAUCGCUGAGCGGUGCCGAGAGCUCAUCGAGUUGCGGACCCAACUUUCCCGUUGCUUGCUCCUGCGGCAAGGAGAUGUACGAGGGCACUGACCAGUUCAUUGUGAACUGCACGAAUGCGGGACUGCGCAAUACCAGCGUGCUGGAGUUUAUGCCCGAGCAGGUGGAGAUACUCAUCUUUACGGGCAACUUUAUUACCGAGCUGCCGUGGAACGUCUUUGGUAGCAUCAAUGACUACAAGCAGCUGAAGAUCGUCGACAUGAGCAGCAAUCACAUACGCGAGAUACGCGGCAAGAGCUAUCAUCAUGUGCCACGCGUGGAGCGUCUCAUCCUCAACCACAACAAUUUGAGUAUUUCCCGCUACGAUGACGAGGUGAAUCAUCAUCAUCCGCGCGUCUUCUCAAACUUUGGCAAUUUGCAGAGUCUCCAUCUAACCGAUGCCUUUGAGGAUCACAGCUCACCACAGCUCAGUGAGGAUCUGCAUGAUAUCUUUGUGAACAGUCAGCUGGUGAAGCUGCAGAAACUGCAUCUGGAGCAGAAUGAGAUUACCCACUUUAAGGAUCGCAAUGUAUUUUGUGACUUGCCAGCGCUGCGCGAUCUGCACUUGGGCGAUAAUCUGCUGAAGGACAUCAACUUUGAGGUGCGCUGCUUGAAUAAUCUGCGCUUUCUCGAUCUGGAGCGCAACAAGUUCGAGUUUGUUAAGCCCAGCGAUAUGCAUGUCUUGAACGAGCUUCAGGACCGCGAGAAUCGCACCGUUAAGCUAAUUGUCGACUUCAAUCUGAAUCCGUUUGUGUGCGAUUGCAAAAUAUCACCGUUCCGCACGUGGUUGCAGGCGACACGGGUGCAGGUACGCAAUCAGGAUAGCAUCAUGUGCUUCCUCGACCCACAGCACGUUGAUCCGGCGCAGGCGCACCUUCUAAAGCUGGACAUGGGCGAGUGUGCGGCCGAGAUGGCAGCAGCUGCCUCAUUCCUCAACAUCGCCGAGGAUGAGCAGCUCUACGGUCAGCUGCAGCCGCACCUCAGUGGACACACGGCCACCCUAAUCUUUCUGCUAAUUGUGCUCAGCAUGAUCCUGCUGGGUUUGCUGAUUGCCCUAGUCUAUGUCAGUCGCGAUAAAUUGAAGUAUAUGAUGACACCGGUGUUCGACAACGUGGCCAAGAAAGUGCAGUAUACUUCGAUUAAGGAUGAGGAUUGCCCGGAGGUGCAUGUCUAAGCAUGCACAGCGGCAAUCCAACCAACCCCACGUCCAUAUCAGAAACAGUAGCAACAGAACUAAGUACAGUUUCGUGUUUUUUUUCAUUGCCAUUCGCGCAAAUUUGUGCCAUUCACAGGGAACGACGUCGGCGACGAGUGCAUAUCACUUAAAGGAGAAACUUUUUCCGUUAACUCUACUUAAAACACACACACACACACUCACAAACUUAUUGUUUGAUAGUAUAUAAGUGAAUUGUUGCAUUUAAGGAAAUAUAACAACAACAAGUGUGGCAAAGUUGAUUACAUGCAAAUACAGCAAUAAUGCUAGCGAUUUUCUAAGUAGCACUUAAGCCGUCUUGUUAUGCGUUCUAUGAUUUCAAAUGGGCAAACAGCCAAUAAUUUCGUCACUAUAUAAACAAUACUUACUUACAUACAUAUAUUGUAACAAACACGUUAGUGUUAUCUGUGAUUUAAGUUUAGUAGCUUUACUUUGUUAAAACUCAAGCAAACGAAUAUUGAUGCAAAUACAAACAUAUAUUAAAACAAAAAAACUUCAACCUGUAUAACAUAUGACGUACUUACAUGCAUACAUAUAACUUACACCUAUGUUAAAAAUACUUAUAAAUGUUAUUAAUCAUUUGUCAAUUAUCAAUUGUACUUUUAAAAUGAUUUUCACUUUAAUUUUCUGUAAUUAACCCGCAGUUUUUAUAAAUAAACU
Messenger RNA from Drosophila grimshawi, 2154 nucleotides. Its product is annotated as trophoblast glycoprotein. The transcript is spliced from 3 exons. Bases 178 to 1455 code for a protein of 425 amino acids. Lineage: Eukaryota; Metazoa; Arthropoda; Insecta; Diptera; Drosophilidae. Gene Ontology annotation, cellular component: membrane. The record is from RefSeq and is a predicted model, not a curated record. Gene Ontology annotation, molecular function: protein binding.